CCCACAUUGGCCGCUAGCCGAUCCCAAGCUCUCGGAUCCAGCUCGGUUAGCCGAGUUUGCGUCCUCGCCCUCCAGCUGCUCUCUCCAUGGUCGCGUGCUGGACUUCUCUGCGGGGGCAUGGACACCACGAUGUUCCAGCUGAGGUCGUUCGUUCACCAGCGGCUGUACGCGGCGGCGGAGGAGAUCCUCGGAGAGGUGGAGAAAACCAUCACGCUGGCCAUGUACGAAGCAGAAGUUAGCCGGUCCAAGGAGGAGGUGGACAGUCUGCGGACCCAGCUGGACUUCCUGCGAAAGAAAUCCGCUGCAGAGCCUUCAAUGACCUGCAGCACAGGUGCACCAGAGCUGCAGGAGAACCCAGGACCCUCAAUACCUGAGGAGUCAAACUCCAGUCUGGGUGCUGAGGUCCCAGGAGCCUCUCAAACCAUUGCAGAGCCGGACCAAAAUAACUGGAACUACUGCUUGGUUCAGACAGACUUCUUGAUGACGGAGAUAAAAGAAGAGCAGGAGGAACUUUGGGGUGACGGUCAAACCCAGGAGAUGGUUUUUCCCUCUCCUGAAAUUGUGAAAAGUGAGAUAGAUCAGCCCGAGACACAAGCGUCGUAUGAAAUGCAGCCAAUUUCCUCAGAUGGCUCUGCAGCUCAGAGUGAGAACCAUGACAGUGACGAGGAGUUGGUGAAUAGCAAAGGAGAACAGACCAAAACAAUGAAACGGAAAGGAAAGCUACUGCAAGGGCAAAGUGGCAGCGCUAAUGAGAAGGACAAAGACACAUUAGCCAAUGACAAAGGUCCAGCUAAAGGGGACAAGGGCCGCAGUUUUUGCCAUUUUUGUGGCAAGGGAUUCCAAUACAUCGGCUCUUUGAUGAAGCACAUAAAAACACAUGAAAACAAUUUUGAUUGCACCGUUUGUGGGGUGACAUUCCUGUCUUCAAGUGAGCUGAUAACUCAUGUGAAAGGUUGUCACAGCAAAACAUAUUUUUGUGACAUCUGUGGAAAGACUUUCGCCAAUACCCGUUGUCUCCGACUUCACGAAAAAAUUCACACGGGCAAAAAAGAGUUUGUGUGUCAAGAAUGUGGGAAGACGUUUUACCGAAGAGAGCAUCUCAUCGUGCACGUGAGGACCCAUUCUGGGGAGAAACCGUAUCACUGUGAAAUUUGUGGGAAAGCAUUCAGUCAGAGCCAGAACCUGACGAUUCAUAAAAGAAGCCAUUCAGGGGAGAAACCGUAUCAAUGUGGCCUGUGUGGCAAACUUUUUAACACCAGCAGUCAUCUCAAAACACACAUGAGAUACCAUUCAGGGGAAAAACCGUACCCCUGUGAUAUUUGUGGUAAACGUUUUAGCCAAAGCGGGCAGAUGACUCGACAUAGGACCACACAUACAGGAGAGAGGCCAUAUGGCUGCAGUAUUUGUGGCAUGAGAUACAGGUUUGCACCUAAUCUGAAGGUGCACUUGCAAACUCAUGAAAAGUCCCUCACUGGAUGAAAACAGACACACGAUCUCAGAGCUCAAUUACAAAUAACUACCGGUAAGUUAGAUACAUUUUGGGGAAUAAUUGAAAUGUCAUAAGAAGAAAAAACACAAUCUUAAUAUGUUUGUGUUUACCUUUUAGAUUUAGGGUUGAUAUGUGUCAGACUGCUGAAAUAUGUCAGCACCUUUUUAAGAGGGUUAAAUGAUUCCCACAGGUAGAAACCGGCAUCACUUAGACCGUCAGAGUGCCGAGCUUUGUUUGUAUUAUCGCAUAAUGUUUAGUGUAAACGCUUCCAAUGGUGAAACAAUCCACAUGGGGGACAAUAAAGUUUAGCAUCCUGUCAUAUCACAA
Messenger RNA from Cyclopterus lumpus (lumpfish), 1816 nucleotides. Its product is annotated as zinc finger protein 391-like. The transcript is spliced from 2 exons. The coding region runs from base 118 to 1479 and encodes 453 amino acids. Gene Ontology annotation, biological process: regulation of transcription by RNA polymerase II. The record is from RefSeq and is a predicted model, not a curated record. Gene Ontology annotation, molecular function: DNA-binding transcription factor activity, RNA polymerase II-specific; RNA polymerase II cis-regulatory region sequence-specific DNA binding. Lineage: Eukaryota; Metazoa; Chordata; Actinopteri; Perciformes; Cyclopteridae.